Molecule: messenger RNA, 5363 nt
Organism: Labrus mixtus (cuckoo wrasse)
Lineage: Eukaryota; Metazoa; Chordata; Actinopteri; Labriformes; Labridae
Gene: lrtm2a
Product: leucine-rich repeats and transmembrane domains 2a
Exons: 7
Coding region: 724-1932 (402 amino acids)
Cellular component (GO): plasma membrane
Molecular function (GO): protein binding
Source: RefSeq, a predicted model, not a curated record
GAUAAAGACACACACACACACACUCUCUCCGACGCGUGCUGAGUGCAGGAAUCACAAACAUAACGACACACAGAAGGGCUAGCGCGUGACGCCAGCAACCGUUGUCUCUCUUUCUCUCUCUCUCUCCCUCUCUCACUCUCUCUCUCUCACACACAAACACACUCCGUCUCUCACGCCUCUCAGACACACACACAUCAGAGCUCGAGCCAGAGAGCAGGACAGCGCUGGACGUGUCAUUCACAUAGGGAAUUGAUCUAAAGAAAAGGAUUAACUAUUUCCAUCCCUCGGACCUCAUCCUCUCUAAGCCUCUCUUCACCUCGUUUUUUCCCACAAUCCCGUAUUUUUUUUUUCUACACAAUCCCUCCUUUUUCCCACUAUUCAUUGGUGGGUUUAAGGGGAAGCUGGAGGAGAUUGUCUAUACCAAAGGCGGAUUAUUCUUGUAUUUGGAUCGUGAAUGUAUGGAUUUCUUGAACUGAAGUGGAGACAGUUUUUCUUCUUUGAGAUUCCUGAUCUUUUUUUUGAUUUAUUCUGGAACAAUUUGGGGUUAUAGAUGGCUGUUUGUAGAAAUCUAUAAAGCGGCUGCCACCUGAAAUAUUUAGUCAAAGGUGCUUUGGUGUAGCUCUUCACAGUAGCCGCCCUAGUGGAGGCUGCAGGCAUGGCGGCUUGACGUCCCUCAUAGCCCCGCCCCUCCGACAGAGGAAGGCUGCAGCAGAGCUCUGUGUCAUGCCCCCCCACAUCCACCCCCCUGGGGGCAUCGGCCUGCCCCCACCCGGCUCCACCAACCACAACCUGACCAGACCUGUCUUCCUCUGCGUCCUAUGCCUCCUGGCGUUGCUGCUGCCCUCAGCCUCCUCCUGCCCUCCUCCCUGUCUCUGCUACUCAGACGGCCUGCUGGAUUGUGGGGGCCGGGGUCUCUCCUCCUUGCCGCCCCUUCACCUCCUGCCCCCAGGGAGCCGAUCCCUCCUGCUGGCCAACAACAAGCUCGCUUUGCUGGGAGCGUCUGCCUUCGCUAACCUCUCCUCAUUGGAGGAGCUGGACCUCUCUAAUAACUACCUGGAUAAUUUACCAGCCGGAUUAUUCAGAGACAUGUCCAACCUGACAAGACUGACUCUGCACAACAACUCACUGACAGGAAUGGACAGAGAACUCUUCCAGGGUUUAGGGGGUCUCCAGAGUCUGGAUUUGUCUCUAAAUGGUCUGUCCUCUGUACCUCUGGGGGUGCUGGAUGAGCUGCAGAGCCUCAGGUGGUUGUCUCUAGCGGGUAACAGACUUCACGGUUUGGAGAGGGCAGCGUUUGAGCCACUCGCCAACCUGCAACACCUGGAACUGGGACACAACCCCUGGGAAUGCGACUGCAACCUCCGCGAUUUCAAACACUGGAUGGAGUGGCUACUGUACAGAGGGGGGAAGGUGGAUGCGGUGGAGUGCACGCUGCCGAAGGAUCUGCGUGGGCGAGACAUCCGCGGCGUUCCGGUGGAAAUGUUCAACUACUGCCUCCAACUCGAGGACGAAAAUGGAGGGGGUGGUGACGGUUCCCGUUCCGGACAAGGGGGCGUUCCUCCCUGCAGCAGGAAUGCUCUAAGCCCAAGUGGGGCAACACCGAUUUCUGACAGCAGCAAUACUGCUGAUGACUCCUCUUCAAACACAGGUGGAGGAGGAGGAGGAGGAGGAGGUGGAGAGGCCCCAGCCGAUUGUGUUCGCGCUCGUUAUCGACCGGUGAGUGUGCGCCGCGCCAUUGGCACAGUGGUGAUUGCCGGCGUGGUGUGCGGAAUCGUUUGCAUCAUGAUGGUCGCAGCGGCGGCUUACGGCUGCAUCUACGCCUCGCUGAUGGCAAAGUACCAGAGAGAGCUGAAGAAGAGGCAGCCGCUGAUGGGAGACGGGGAGGGAGACGGAGAGGACAGGGAGGAAAAACAGAUCUCCUCUGUUGCCUAGAAGAGGGAUGGGACAGAGGAGGGUCGGAGUAUCGAAGGGUGAAAGUUGGAAGGGGAAAAAACUAAAAGGGCUCGAAGGGGAGAGAGAUGGAAUGGCUUGUUUUAUGCACACAGACAAUUAUCUCCAUCUGACUCUCAAACUGACACCAUACCUCUAUUUUUUUGUUUUCCUUUCUUUGUCCGCUUUCUAUUUUUAACCUUCUCCCUAUCUAACACACUCCCUCACAUACACACACCUUAUCUGCUGUCUGAUUUUCCUCCAUUUGGAGCCAUUAUCACAGCAGUGUUUGCUAGCAAUCAUCCCUCCAAACUCACCUACCAACCACCGACUGCUGCUCUUGGCUGCUGCUUAACUUACGAUUAUAUCGACUGAACAUUGUUUCAUUUAGUCCUUUCCCUAGCCUCAAACAUUUAAUUUAAGCUGUUUCAAGACUCAUGUUGAAUGAUUCAGUCAGCAAUUAUAACACUGGAUGGAAUUUUCAGGGAUUCGCAGUCUGUAUAUGACCAAUAUUCACACGUUUGUGGGAAGAGCAGAAAAACUGUUGGGAUAAUAAGGUAAGAAUCUAGAGCCGCUUUGUUUGCCAUCUUUCUCCUCCUCAACCACUCCAAAAAGCCAAUAUUUCCUCCAAAAACCAGGCCCCAAGCCCUGAUCCCUGAUCCCUGAUCCCUCGUCUAGCCUAAAGCUCCUCUGACUUUCACUUGGACUGCAAGUGUCCAAGAAACAGCGGAAAUUAUAGUGGAAAUAUUUUUGGAUGAAAUAGAAAGCGAUGUCAUUUAAGCAGUCAGCAACUCUCUAGCAGAGAGAAUACUGGACAAACACGCGCACUAAGACUUGACAAGGAAGCUACACAUGGACAGAAAACUAUUUGGAUUGUCAAAAUGAUUCUGUCGUUCAAAUAUCUGAGGUAACAGUCAUGCUUGUUACUCUCACCUAUCUGGACCACAUCUAUUUCUCUUUGGACCUCGUCUGGACCAAUAAAAUCCUUCACACAUUCUGGAACUGUGUUUGAGAUUCUUCAUUGAACACUCUCAAACUUCUCGAAGGGAAACAGACUUUUCAAACUGGAAUUAAAACUGCUGUGUCACUUUUGCUCGGAAUACGUCUCUUGCUUACUCGAUGCUUGUUUAAUGAUUAUGAUCAGUAUCUUGGACGGAUCAAAAGCCUCUUAUCACAGCAAAAAAAAGCUAACUCAUUUUCUGGUAUUGCUUGGAUGCUUCUCGGCUGGUUCAGAAAAUGAUUCACAAUAGUUUUAAUUCAAAUGUUGAGAUUCCAAAGGACCACAGAACUUUGCUUUCUUUGUUUAGACUGAAUUCACCCCUCAUAGGUGAAUGUUUGCUACUAUGGCAUGGAAGCACUAUCUCAGAGAACCCUGUCUCCUGGCAAGGACUACAAAAAAAAAACAUCUAAGGACUACAAACUUCAGACUCCUGCACUUUAUUUCCCUUAUCAGAUCCACUCUGGCCUCCCUCCUCCCCCCCCCCCUUUCUUUCUUUCUUUCUAAAAUGGACGAUUCACCCUGAAGGAUGAUAACAAACAAGGAAUUAUAAAGAAAGACGCUGCUAUCCCCUCCUCCUCCUCAUCCCUUUAUCUCUCCAUUCGUCUUUCCAUCUAGUGCUAUUUAUGGAACGUUCUUCACGCUUCCUUAAAGACAAACACCUCCUUUCUUUCCUACCAUCCUUCCCGUCUCCUAUAAUGAUGUCUAUCCUGAAUGGUCAGCAAUAUGCAAUGGAAGAUGUGUCACCAAAACAUUGAAAAUUGUGUCACUGCCAAAGAGUCCUUCUGUUAUAAACUAAGUAGUCAUCACUUAUUAGAGAGGAAUCUGUUUGUUUGGCGCUCUUGCUAAAAAAAGAGGUUGUUUGCUUUACAUAGUGUUUUCAUACUUAUCUUUAUUUAUGCCUUGAAAUAUGUACAGACACUUUAACAAUCAGUAUUUGUGUCCUCAGUGUGAAACAAUCCAAAACACGAGGCUUUCAUUGCAUAUUGCUUCCCUACAGUAGAACUCUGAAAUAUGAAUUGGCUGGAGAGAAACUUAUAUAACUACAGUGUGUUAUCUUAUACCCGGGUAUGACGCAGAUAAUUAUGAAUAUAUUAGUCUCUAAUAUGGUGUGUUGGCCCAGAGUUUCCCAAAACGUUUUUUGACGUGACUGUUUUCAUGAUGUCUUUUGUUGUGUUGAUGAUUUUUUUUGUUGUUUUUUGUUUAAGGGUUUAAUAUCUCUGUAAUGUUUGUUUCUUUGUUGUGUUCCUUUAUUUGUAUUGAGUAGUUGGUCAAGUUCCUAGGAGAGGCAUAGAAAGAGUUUGGUCAUUGAGAUUAUGAAGAGUAAUGUUUAUACUGCCGCCCAGAAUAUCACAUUUAUCAGGGUGACAUCAUUUUGCACAGAGGCGAAAAAAGUAACCUUUAAUUAAAUAGAAUGAUUUUCCUUGAAGCAUUGAAACAAAUAAUAUUUCAUCGUGCAGUUCAUUUAAAGUAAGAAGCAGCAUUUGCAUUUAUGCAGAAUAUUUCUGCCCAUCAUUCUAGUUUUCAAGAUGUCAGACAGAACAUUUCCAUUUCCAAAUGAUGCUUUCAAAAGUGAUCCAGUUGGUUAUUAUUUCUGCAACUGUAAAACAUUAUCUUUAGUAAGAAAUGCAUAGUCCUGAAGACAUUUAGACUCAACCCAACAGAAGCAUUUAAGAGCUUUAAUAGCUCGAUUAAAUAAUGAAAAUCAUAAUGGCUAAUUCUUUGAAUGAGAUUGGACACGAGAUAAGAAAACUUGUGUUAUAAACAUCCUGACUGCCACACCUUCACAGUAAACUACUUCUUGCAUCAAAAUCAUUACAUAGGAAUAUGAUUUGUAGGACACUGUUCUGCUGGGAUUUCAUGAUGCACUUAUAGCUCAAGCUUGGCCCGUUAUAAUUAAACCCCUAAAUUCAGUGCUGAUCAAGUUUUCAAUUAAAAUAGUGUCCAGAAGCACUUCAGGGGAAAUGGUCACCUCACUCAUGAAGAACAAUUGAGAAGCAAAAAUAAAUGAGAUCUAGAUUUGAAUUAACAAUUUGAACCGUCAAGUCAUGUAUGUAGUAAACUUGAGUAAAUGUGUAUUUUCUGUGGAUGGCUAAACUCUGUCUAUGACUCCAGGAACACCGUCCCCCUCAUCUCCCUGGUCUGCAGGUCUUGUGUUGUUGGUAGCUAAGUAUCUUAGCUAGCUGAAACCUGUUCCUAUAGCCUCUGUGUGUAAAGACUAAUUAUAAUAAAUUCUAGUUUGUUAUGUAAAACUGCAGCAGCCAUGAUGACUGAGGGUCUCAAAGACUCGAUUGCCCAGAGAUCUAUGGUGUGUUGUGUUAUUGAUAUGAUGAUUGUGAUACUGACGAUGAUGAUAUGAUAAUGACGAUGAUGAUGAUGAUGAUGAAGCAUUUCUUGGUCAAUAUGCAUUGAUUUAAAUAAAAACAUAUCACACUUA